Molecule: messenger RNA, 645 nt
Organism: Loxodonta africana (African savanna elephant)
Lineage: Eukaryota; Metazoa; Chordata; Mammalia; Proboscidea; Elephantidae
Gene: C11H19orf85
Product: chromosome 11 C19orf85 homolog
Exons: 2
Coding region: 1-645 (214 amino acids)
Source: RefSeq, a predicted model, not a curated record
AUGCACCCCGGGGCUCCCGCAGGCCCAGGCGUCUCCGAGCCCGGCCCCCGAGAGCUGUGCGCCUUCGUGAGCGGGGCAGCCGCUCACAUGCUUCGUGCCCUGCAGCCCCGGCGCACCCGGCCCCCCAAGAGGAGACCCAACCACAGAAGGUUCCUGCAUAAUCAGAUUUGCAGAGAGUUCGCCAAGAUCGAGGCCACCACCCAGCGCCUGGCCCUGUCCAUCCUGUCCCAGGAGGCGCCUCCUCAGAGACCUCUGCCCCGAAGGCCACCCCCACCACCCCCAUCCCCCUUCCUGGGGGUGGCCUGCGCUGUUGCCCCUGCAGAGGUGCCCCAAGCUGUCCCCAGCCUAAGCCUGGAAGCUCUGGACACCUCCACCCUGGACCUCUUCGACGACAUCACGCUCACCCUGGAGCGUCCCUCAGUGACAUCUGACCCCUCCUUAUGGCCGCUGCCCCCUGCCACUGCCCUGCUGGACUCUGACCUGUUCCAGCAUGCUCUGGGCCACCCUUUGCCCUCUACCCAGCAUGCCCUGGGGGGAGGGGAUGAGCUCCUGGCUCCAGACUGGGGAUGGGUGGGCGAGUGGGAAGUGCCUUGUGCCUGGGAUGCUCAGGGGGUCCCCAAGGGCUGGGGGACCUGCUCCCCAUGA